AUGGGAUGUGGAGUCACAAAAACAAGUGAAUUCAAUAAAAGAUGUGACAGAGGUACAUUUAUUGCAUUUAAUAUCAAUGCAAUGAAGGCUGCUGUGCUGAUCCAGCGUUGGUACCGGCAAUAUGUGGCCCGCAUGGAGAUGAGACGCAGAUAUACCUGGAACAUCUUCCAGUCCAUGGAGUACUCAGACCUACAAGACCAGAUCAAAUUAUACAAUUUUCUUGGUUACCUGGUAGAUAACUUCACUCCUUCAAGCAGUGAACGAAACUUGAUCUCACAUAUCUUCAGAGAAAACGAAGUGUGCCGAGAUGCAGAGUGGGAGAGAUAUUUCAGCUACACCAAUAUUGAUGUGCCAGACAUCUACUCUGGCCCACGGCUAACCUUUCCACUGGAUAUGGAUCAAGCUGCUGAUCUUGUAGAGGCUUUUAAAAACAAACAACAGCUUCACUCUCGUUACGUUCUUCAGCUUCUUCUGGAAACAUGGAAGUUGCUCCGAGGGUUGCCAAAUAUCAACCGAGUCUCUACAUGCCAUAGCAAAGAAAUCACAAUUUGUGGUGAUUUACAUGGACAAUUAGAGGACUUGCUACUAAUAUUUUACAAGAAUGGAAUGCCAUCACUGGAGAAACCCUACGUUUUCAAUGGAGACUAUGUGGACAGAGGCAAAGAUUCUAUAGAGAUUCUCCUCAUAUUGUUUGCUUUCCUACUUGUGCAUCCUGGAGAUGUUUAUCUUAAUCGAGGAAACCACGAAGAUCACAUAAUUAACCUGAGGUAUGGCUUUACCAAAGAAGUGCUGGGGAAAUACAAGAUGCAUGGAAAGCGUAUCCUCAAGUUGCUUCAAAAGAUCUUCAGCUGGCUGCCCUUAGUGACAGUAAUUGAUCACCGGGUGCUGGUUGUCCAUGGAGGGAUUUCAGAUACCACAGAUCUGGCUCUGAUAGCCCGAGUGGACAGACACAGAUAUGCGUCUGCCCUGAGGCCUCCAAAGAAGACAAAUGCAUCACGCAGUAAUCUAUAUACUGAUACAGAAAUUAAUGAGAUGAUCUUCUGUACGAACAGACGGGGCUCCCUGACUUUUCCAAAACAGUUUUGCUCUCGGGACAGUUUCCAGAGACGUUCCCUCCAAGACUUCUCAUCCACUGUGGCUCGAACAGUUGAGGAGGAGUUAGAAGUCCGGCGAAGACAAGCAGAGUUUAGCCUGUCUUGCUUCAGCAAGUCUCACAACAAUCUGAACUCCCUGUCCUCUGAGUCAGAUCCUGACUCUUCAGAAAACACAGAAACCAACAAUGAAGAGUGGAAACAGAUCUUGGACCUGCUGUGGAGUGACCCCAUGUCUCAGGAUGGCUGCGUUCCCAAUGAGAUCAGAGGUGGAGGCUGUUAUUGGGGACCUGAUGUCACAGAGGACUUUCUGAACAGACACAGUCUCCAGCUCAUCAUUCGUUCACAUGAAUGCAAGCAGGACGGAUACGAGUUUUGCCACAAUCGUAAGGUCCUCACCCUUUUUUCAGCCUCUAACUACUAUGAUGUUGGCAGCAACAGAGGAGCAUUUGUCAGACUGGGUCCAGAUCUAGUGCCUUACUUUGUUCAGUAUCGGGCUACCAGUAUGACCCGAGGGCUGAACUUUCCACAAAGUGUAAAACGCACAGAGCACACUGCUCUCAAAGUCCUAAGAGAGCAACUGUUUGCACACAAGUCACAGCUCAUCAGUGCCUUUCAAGAGUUUGAUAAGGAGAAAACAGGACUGAUCUCUUUAAACAACUGGGCCAGCGCAGUUGAGCAAGUUCUUCACCUGGAUCUUCCCUGGAGAGUGCUCCGUCCUCAGCUAGUGUCCGGUACCACUGACAGUAUGCUGAACUACUACUGCUGGUUCCGUGACCUUGCCCUUAAAAAGCCAAGCUCUGUGAACGUUGAGCAGACGUUGCUGGAGACACUGUACAGACAUCGCUCCACCCUGGAGACCAUUUUCAGAAUAGUAGACACAGAUAAUUCAGGUCUUAUUUCUUUUGAGGAUUUCCGUCAGACUUUGAAACUGCUCAGUGCCUAUCUAAAAAUGGAGAUUUCUGAUGAAGCCAUAAAUGACUUGGUUAUCAGCACAGACACAAAUAAUGAUGGUAGCAUUGACAUUGAUGAGUUCAUGGAGGCUUUUCGGCUGGUAGACAGGACCAGAAUUGAGAGAAGCAGAAGUCUACAGAUGAUGUUCAAGCAAGAAAAUCAAGACCAACCUCAGGAGGAAGAAACUCAACAGACUGCGGAUUCUGCAGAUUCACAGACUGCAGUUUCACAAAAUGCAGAUUCUGCAGUUUCACAAAAUGCAGAUUCUGCAGGUCAACAGACUGCAGAUUCUCCAGACUCACAGACCGCAGAUUCUGCAGGUUCACAGACUGAAGAUACCUGCCACAAUUCUCUUGUUCCACCACAAUAACUGUUGACAAAUUAGAUUGUGUAAAAUGUAGCCUUCCCAUUUGCAUGUAUCCCUCUAGACAAUUUUUAUUUGGUAUGCUCAAAUUAGGAUGUAAUUAUUGUAUAGGACCCUCUUGGGUGGACAGCCUCAAUCUCAUGGGGUUUCACAUAGUGCUGGUCUUGAGGGCUGCCGUGAGCUACUGUAUGUAUGAAUCUUGAUUUCUUCACCGAAUAUAAAACCCAUGUUAGCUUUAGGUUCAAUUUGAAAAUGCACCUACUGUAGAUAUUCUGUACUCAGCCAAUGAAUGUUCUCCAUCUUCUUUCACUGUAUUACAAGCUGCUGAUCUCAAGGAUUCUUACAUGUUCUCUUUCCUAUCUCCUCUGGUCAGGAUAAUGGCCUCAACAAAUAUUUUGUAUCUCUGACACUAUGAAUAAACUGAA
Xyrauchen texanus (razorback sucker) is the source of this 2834-nucleotide messenger RNA. RefSeq names its product protein phosphatase with EF-hand domain 2a (gene ppef2a). The record is from RefSeq and is a predicted model, not a curated record. NCBI's taxonomy places the organism in Eukaryota, Metazoa, Chordata, Actinopteri, Cypriniformes, Catostomidae. Gene Ontology annotation, cellular component: cytosol; nucleus. The coding region runs from base 1 to 2415 and encodes 804 amino acids. Gene Ontology annotation, biological process: detection of stimulus involved in sensory perception; negative regulation of MAPK cascade. The transcript is spliced from 16 exons. Gene Ontology annotation, molecular function: Hsp90 protein binding; iron ion binding; manganese ion binding.